Messenger RNA from Racocetra persica, 231 nucleotides. Lineage: Eukaryota; Fungi; Glomeromycota; Glomeromycetes; Diversisporales; Gigasporaceae. The record is from the annotation of a GenBank genome assembly.
AUGCAAAAAUUUUCACCUAAAGGUUUAAAUGGGCUCACAGAGAAGCAUACUCGGACACUUCGCCAAAUUGUUAACAAAGACUAUUUACUCCUUAAUGCUGAAAGCCCAAAUUUAGGGGCUUGUAGGAGUGGUGAGGAGCUUAAUUUGAAUACAUUACCGAAUUCAGUCCUAGAACUCCCAUUUUUGCCCUACUAUAAUGUAAAAUAUUCUAUAGAUAAUAUCACUAUGUGA